AAGGCAGCCGUAUCCCAACUGGCUUUUUCCAGUUGGGCCUCAGCCUCGCAGCCCCUUCGUAUCCAUCGCAGCAGGGCCGGAUGACCAUCCAAGAUGCAUAACCUCCGCAAGACUUGUGGUUGUCCUAGUAUUCCGUCGAUUCUCAAAGCAUCAACAAUUCCUACGCCAAUUUCUGUCUCAAUAAGUGAAGCAUGGGACAAUGACGAAGGAGUUUUCUGGAACACCUUCAUUGUCGAAGUUGCGACUCCCCCACAGCCAGGCCACGCCACUAUUAGGACCGCAACAGACGAGACUCUGUUUGUCAUUGAGUCAGGAUAUCCAAGCAUCGAUGGAACCACAUAUAGCUUCACUUAUUACAACCCCUACCGGUUUUCUCUCUCUAUUAGUAUCAUUGUAUCAAUUCGAAUGGUAGUAGUGCAUGCUUUUCCUGCUCUUGUUCUUGAUGCUGCUGGUAAAAGGAUGACUAAUCAGCCCCUUUUCUUCUGGUGCUUGUUGCCCGACCUCGCCGACGACAUCUCUCUUCCAACCUCAAUCUCAAAACCUUAUGCGACUGCACAACCAACGCAUAAUGCGCCAAUUGAUAGGAGUGGAUGCCGCGGGCAUCCUGUUAUAAUAUGAGCGAGCUCUCCAAUACCUCGCGAACAAUUCGACCUCGAUUGCUAUCCACGAUGAAACCGGGGUCCUGCGAGGCAGACAGAGUCGAGAGACACACACAAAGACCAUGGACAUAGGGCGCCUGGAGCCGCAAUCUCGGAAAAAUUGGCCAGGAGAUGGAGAUAUCAACACGAUAUAUUGCCUUGAUAUUGA
Messenger RNA from Hyaloscypha bicolor E, 807 nucleotides. RefSeq lists its product as uncharacterized. The record is from RefSeq and is a predicted model, not a curated record. The transcript is spliced from 3 exons. Lineage: Eukaryota; Fungi; Ascomycota; Leotiomycetes; Helotiales; Hyaloscyphaceae. Bases 94 to 618 code for a protein of 174 amino acids.